Cygnus atratus (black swan) is the source of this 497-nucleotide messenger RNA. Its product is annotated as histone H2B 8. Bases 38 to 418 code for a protein of 126 amino acids. NCBI's taxonomy places the organism in Eukaryota, Metazoa, Chordata, Aves, Anseriformes, Anatidae. Gene Ontology annotation, molecular function: protein heterodimerization activity; DNA binding; structural constituent of chromatin. The transcript has a single exon. Gene Ontology annotation, cellular component: nucleosome. The record is from RefSeq and is a predicted model, not a curated record.
CGUUCCUGCGGUAGACAGGUAGUGACAGACCCGUGAAAUGCCGGAACCAGCCAAGUCCGCGCCCGCGCCCAAGAAGGGCUCCAAGAAAGCCGUCACCAAGACCCAGAAGAAGGGCGACAAGAAGCGUAGAAAGACCAGGAAGGAGAGCUACUCGAUCUACGUGUACAAGGUGCUGAAGCAGGUGCACCCCGACACGGGCAUCUCGUCCAAGGCCAUGGGCAUCAUGAACUCCUUCGUCAACGACAUCUUCGAGCGCAUCGCCGGCGAGGCGUCGCGCCUGGCGCACUACAACAAGCGCUCGACCAUCACCUCGCGGGAGAUCCAGACGGCCGUGCGGCUCCUGCUGCCCGGCGAGCUGGCCAAGCACGCCGUCUCCGAGGGCACCAAGGCGGUCACCAAGUACACCAGCUCCAAGUAGAGCGCCGCGGAUCCUGUUUUUAACCCAAAGGCUCUUUUCAGAGCCACCCACGUUUUCAGUAAAAGAGUGUUUCACACUU